Cylindrotheca closterium is the source of this 3204-nucleotide messenger RNA. The record is from the annotation of a GenBank genome assembly. NCBI's taxonomy places the organism in Eukaryota, Bacillariophyta, Bacillariophyceae, Bacillariales, Bacillariaceae.
AUGUUUUCCCCUCGCAUUCAAAUUGGGGUUUCGGGAACCCCAACCUCGUCGGCAGCACCAACACCGUAUCAGAGUGAAACUAAUGACGAAAGUAGUGAAGAAGAAUUCGCGAGCAGUGAUGAAGAGGAAGCAGACCUUGAUUCAAAGGUUCAAAACAAUGGUGUGUCCUCGACUUGCCUCAAGAACAUUCAGGAUCAUGAAUCGAUGGAAUUUCCAAUCAAUGGAGAAUGCACCUCUCUUUCGCUUUCGUCCAGCGGCAACUUUUUAUGGGCCGGAUUUUCCGAUGGAACCUUGAGGGUCUUUGACUUGACGGGCAACUUUGGACUCGAAACGGACGCUGCGGUGGCCUCUCGCCAAAAGUCUAGCCUUCUGGUAGCCUCCAAGUGGUGUCAGACCUACGGAGCCGUGGCCUGUCAAAUUCAUGCCCGAGGAGUCCACACGGAUCUCAUCACGCAAGUGGGAGUCUGCGACGAUUACGUCUUUUGUGGAGUCUCGCGAGGAGCCAUGGAAUUGUAUGCUGUGGACUUUCGGGAUCUGGAAGCCAGUGCGAAAGGCCGUGUCACCAAGAAGGAAAAUAUUUUGGAUUACCUUCAUGUGCACGAAAAGGCAGACGCCAAGUUGAAGGGAUUUGGGGCCUGUACCAGACUCAAGAAUGCGGCAAGGCCAACUUAUUUGCUAUUGACUGGAAAGGGAAUCAAGAACAUUCAUAUUUGGAGCUUUCAACCACCUUUGACCACACAAGAAGAGGAAGAACCCAUUUGGAGCCAGCUGUACGAUACUCAGACCAAUGGAAAUACUAUUAAUCUCCUAGGCUUCUAUCGACCUCCCGCACAAAACAAGCUAUUGGGAGUGUCCCAGUCGGAUUCUCAAAAGUUGCGACUGUGGGACUUGUCGUCCGAAGAAGGCAACCCAGAUGAAACCAAGGAACGUGCCAAGCGUCCACCCUACGUCGAUGUGGCCAAUUCCAAAGCUGCCUUGGGUCUAGCGGCUGGUGGAUUUUGCGUCUGUGGAGGACCCACCAUGUACAAUCAACUGUCAAUCGUCAGUUUGGACCAACCCAAGAAUGCCUACAAUCACACCGAAUUGGCACUUCCUGCUGGAGACGGCGUUGCCGACGAUGCUGGUGGUUCCCGAAGAUCUUCCUCGCGCCGCCAACGCCGCGGAGACUUGAAGCAAGUGGCCAAUGUGGCCAGUCCACCCGAAGGCGAUGCCAAUGCUGGACACGUCUUGUUGGAACUGGACGACGGAACCAUUGUACAAUACACCAUGUCCAAUACCAUGGCAUCCGACGGCAAGUUGCAAAUCUUGCAGUCACCCACCGUCCCGGCCUUGCCCGACGACUACUGGAAGCGCACCAUUUGUCUGGCUUCUUCCAGGCAUCAUAAGGGAGCAUUGAUGGUGGCCAUGUCCUUGUACAAUCCGAAUACUCAACGAGGAAAGUUGGUCUUGCGCAAGUUGCCGGGUACCGAGCAAGACACGGCAUCCUCCAAGGAACUGGCUGCCGCAUCCUCCAAAACCGUGCUUCAAACUCCUCCUCCGAGGCACUCCACAGUUUCACAACCAAAGCCACCUGUCAAUGCUGCCAGCAAGGCCUCGCCCGAAACAGAUCUUGCGGCCAUCAAAACGCUAUGCAUGGCUCCUCCGGCUACCAAAAAGUCCAAGUCGAGCAAGAGUGAUGCCGAACGAAUCAAAUCCAAGAAGGAAAGGAAGAAGAAACGAAAGCAGGAAAAGCUAGAAAGAGAACUACUACAGAAUCGGCGGUCCGAUUCUGAGCUCUGCGUGGUGGAAUCAUUCAAGAAGCUAAAAAUGGCGGAAUCCAAACGAUCUCUGAACUUGGAAGCGGAUACAUUGUGGAAACCAAAAGACAAGAUCAAAAAGAAAAAGCAGGUGGUUCCAGAAAUGAUGACUCCAGCACGGGAAUCCUCCAAGGAUGUCUCAAAUUCUUACUCGAGUGCCGAACGGAUACUCGUAAAGAAAGUCAAGGUGAUUCCAUUGUCUGGAGAAAAGAAGGUAAAAAAGACUGUAUCGGCUGGUUCUUCUCCGACCAACAGUGUUAGCAUUUCCUCUCCUCCAACAGAGUCGGACAACUCGAAGAAUGGUGAUGACUUCUUUGAGACUCCCGCCAAGAAGAAUCCAAAUUCACUAUCAUCAUCCACAGCGACUGAUUCCAACAGCGCGGAUACCAAGGCAGCUUCCCUAACAACACAAGUGUCACCAGAUUCUUCCGUGAUCCAAAUCAAGCCAGCCAAGACCAAGACAACCGGAGAAAUGGAUCGGUUUGUGGUCUCACAGAAGCAAUUGAAAAUGCCGCAACCGCCCAAGAAGGAGCGAUCCAAGAACAAACCACCCAAACUGACCAAGGAGCAAAAGGAUAGACAAGAGCAACUCAAAGUUACAUCAGUUCCACGAAAGUCAAGGCCCAACGACGAGACUAUUGCAGAAGAGGUUGAGAAGGAGCCUGUUGAUGAGACUAACACUCCUGAUGGAGCGGAGAUAAUGCUGGAAGAGGUCCAUGAAGAAGAAGUGUCUCCAGAAACUACUACUAAAUCAACAUCCAAGAAAAAGCGCCCACGAUUUGUUCCAACGGUCAGCACCGAUGAUGUGGAAAGCAGAAAGCGCAAGGCUGCUCCUGAACCGGAACCAAAGACCCCGCCGUCCAAGAAGAAAUUUUCGGCCGAGGACUCGCCACCAACGCGCGAAGACAUGCAUGCCGUCCGGGUAAAGGCCGAGUACAAGCGUAUUCAGGACCUGAUUGCCCAUCUGCCCGCUUUUGUCCCAGUUCUUCUUCGCCAAGAAGAAGCACCCAAGACACCGGCCAAGAGCAUCACGGAGAACCAAGAAAGACAAAGAUCAAAGUUGGAAUCCAAACAUCGUGCGGCUCAUGAAAUGAUCCAGAGACGAAUGCUCCGUGCAGCCGAGUCGAUAAUACGAAAUGCUGUCGAUUUCCAUCUUACCGUGGAGCAAGCCCGAAACGAAUUGAAAGGAACAGUUCAGUCGUAUCAAGAAGUGGUCCACGAGACGCUUCAACGGCACAAGUUGGAAUCUCAAACUUUGGUGGCACAACAAAAGCGAGCCCGUGGUGGGCUAGACGUCCCCUGUGUCCAGGUUCACUUUCCUUUCCAAUCCACAUUUUCGGAUCUAGAAGAUGCUCGCCGAGCCAUUGAAGCUCCCCGCCGACUGCCUGGUCGACCCCGAACUGCUUAA